AUGGAAGAUCCGAGCCAAAUAACUAAUGAAUGCAAUGGAAAGAAGAUAUUUGUGGUUGUUGGAAUGGCAGGCAGUGGAAAGACAACAUUUUGUCAGCGGUUAUAUUCAUGGAUUUCACAAGAGGGAUGUAGCAUUGACAAAUGCACUGGACUGAACUCUAGGAUAUAUUCGGUAAAUCUUGAUCCAGCGGUGGUCAACUCGAAGAUGCCUCUGAGCCUUGAUAUACGGGAUGUGGUUGAUUACCAUGAGGUGAUGGAGAAAUAUAAUUUAGGGCCUAAUGGAGGAAUUACGACGUGCCUGAAUUUGUUUAUGCUUGAUAUUGGAAAGUAUUUGAGCGAGAUGAAUGCGGAUUAUGUGAUUGUGGAUACUCCUGGACAGAUUGAAGCGUUUACAUGGUCUUCACCGGGAUAUGUGCUGGUUGAAGCGCUAAAGAGUGUUGGAGAGGUUGUGAUUGUGUAUGUGGUUGAUUCUGUGGCGUCCCACAGGCCUGCGGUUUUUAUGUCGAAUAUGAUGUAUGCAGCGUCGCUGAUGUGCAGAUAUGAAAGCGAUGUGCUGUGUGUAUUCAAUAAGAAGGACCUGGAAGGAAGUGAAAGAUUGAAUGAAUGGAUCCGAGACUAUGAGAAGUUCCAGCAGUGCUUGGACGACGAGGACAUGUUUUCGCCGAUACUUGGGUCGAUGGCAUUGCAUUUUGAAGAGUUCUACAAUACAGUUAAGACAGUUUCUGUGUCUUCAUAUACUGGCGAUGGAAGAAGCGAUUUUUUUGAUGCUGUAGGCAUAAACACAACUAUUUGA
Molecule: messenger RNA, 792 nt
Organism: Ordospora colligata OC4
Lineage: Eukaryota; Fungi; Microsporidia; Ordosporidae
Exons: 1
Coding region: 1-792 (263 amino acids)
Molecular function (GO): GTPase activity
Source: RefSeq, a predicted model, not a curated record